Molecule: messenger RNA, 1047 nt
Organism: Polistes canadensis
Lineage: Eukaryota; Metazoa; Arthropoda; Insecta; Hymenoptera; Vespidae
Gene: eIF3k
Product: eukaryotic translation initiation factor 3 subunit K
Exons: 4
Coding region: 360-1010 (216 amino acids)
Biological process (GO): regulation of translational initiation
Cellular component (GO): cytoplasm; eukaryotic translation initiation factor 3 complex
Molecular function (GO): ribosome binding; translation initiation factor activity
Source: RefSeq, a predicted model, not a curated record
UUUUUUCUAAUUAUCAUUAAAAAAAUUAUUAUAAUGAACUUUUUCAACUGUUUUAUUAUCAUGAUCAAUCAAAAGUUUUAAACUACAUAUUCACAUGAUCGAUAAACGCCAUUCGAUACAUCAAAUUAGUUCAGAAUUAUGCCUAUAGUUGGUCAUUAAAUAGACACAACAAUGUUAAAUGUUAGGUUACUUCACAUGCUUCCAGUAUAUUUACUAGCUUAAAUAAUUCGCAACUUAAUUCUAUAUCUGAAUUGUGAUUAAAUUUUUGAUUCAAAUCGGUGGAAAUUUAAAUCCAAUUAGUAAGAAACGUGACGAACGCGUGUUCAUAUAUUAUAUACUAAAAAGUAUAUUUAUUAAAAAUGGCUGAGGCAAUGAGACAAACUGUAGCUGGUAUGCUCAAAGGCAUUGAGAGAUAUAAUCCAGAUAACCUAACAACUUUGGAGAAGUACGUCGAGAUUCAAUCAAGAGAAAAUGUUUAUGAUUUGGAACCUAAUUUGGCAGUUUUGAAAUUAUAUCAAUUGAAUCCAAAUCGUUUCAACAUGGAUAUAACUUGCCAGAUAUUACUUAAAGCUUUAACUAAUCUUCCGCAUACUGAUUUUGUGCUAUGUAAAUGUCUUCUGAACGAAUCAAUUAUGCAAGAAAAACCGAUUAAUCAGAUCAUGUAUUUGGGAGACAUAUUGGAACAAUGUGAUUUUGAACAAUUUUGGGAUCAAGUUUUGUUGAUGUCAGAUCUAUGUGAUAGAAUCGUUGGAUUUCAAGAUUCUAUAAGGAAAUUUGUUUGUCACGUUGUAGGAAUAACUUUCCAGACAAUAGAUAAAGGACUUCUUGUACAACUUCUAGGUGGAGUAGAUGAUAAUACAUUGAAGCACUGGGUGAAAAAGUAUGGCUGGAAAGAUGAAAGCAAAUCAAUUAUCUUUAUUGCUAAUCAAGAUGAAAAUAUAAAAACAAAGAAUAUUACUGAAAAAAUUGAUUUCGAAAAUGUUGCAGGAUUAAUGGCUGCUUGUUUAUAAAAUCAUUAAUGAAUAAAUAUCAUUUUCAAAUCUAACU